Messenger RNA from Suillus fuscotomentosus, 489 nucleotides. Its product is annotated as putative cyclophilin. The record is from RefSeq and is a predicted model, not a curated record. Gene Ontology annotation, biological process: protein folding; protein peptidyl-prolyl isomerization. NCBI's taxonomy places the organism in Eukaryota, Fungi, Basidiomycota, Agaricomycetes, Boletales, Suillaceae. Gene Ontology annotation, molecular function: peptidyl-prolyl cis-trans isomerase activity. Bases 1 to 489 code for a protein of 162 amino acids. The transcript is spliced from 4 exons.
AUGGCCAACGUUUACUUCGACAUCACCAUCAACGGUAACAAUGCUGGGCGCAUUGUUUUCAGACUCUUUGAUGACGUUGUACCGAAGACCGCGAGAAAUUUCCGCGAGUUGUGCACUGGUCAAAAUGGUUAUGGAUAUGCUGGCUCUGGCUUCCAUCGCAUCAUCCCAUCCUUCAUGCUUCAGGGUGGUGACUUCACCAGGGGCAACGGAACUGGUGGCAAGUCCAUCUACGGCGAGAAGUUUGCUGAUGAAAACUUCCAAUUAAAGCACACUAAGCCUGGACUUUUGUCCAUGGCAAACGCAGGCAAGAACACCAACGGGUCGCAGUUCUUCAUUACCACCAUCGUCACUAGCUGGCUCGAUGGCGCUCACGUAGUGUUCGGUGAGGUCGUCGAGAACCUUGAGCUUGUGAAGACGAUCGAGAAGUACGGGACUGACACUGGCAAGCCUAAGGCCGAGAUCAAGAUCGCCGCUAGCGGUACACUGUAA